AUGUGCUUUACCCAUUCCCUCCCCUUUUUCUCCCUUCCCCCAUCCCCAGGUGCGCUUGACAACUGGAACCCCAACGACCCAGACCCAUGCAGCUGGACGGGCGUCGACUGCAACCCCUUCUCUCGCCGCGUCACCUCCCUCUCCCUCCCCUACCGCACUCUCUCCGGCACCCUCGACCUCCCAGACCCGUCUCUCGCCUCCCUCUCAGACCUCCUCCAACUCUCCCUCCCCGGAAACUCCUUCCCAGGCUCCUUCCCCUCCGCCCUCUCCCGCCUCUCCUCGCUUCAAACCCUGGAGCUAUCAGAAACGGAGCUCUCAGGGGAAAUCCCCGGAAAUACCCUCUCCGCCCUCCGCCGGGUAGCCGUUCUAGACCUGCGCAAAAACGCCCUCUCGGGGCCAAUACCCCCGGAAAUCUCAGCUCUCAACUCCCUAAUCAAGCUGGACUUGCGAGAAAACGCCCUCUCCGGCCCUCUCCCUUCCGAAAUGCAGUCACUAGGGCAGGUGCAGGAUAUUCUAUUAGACUACAAUCAGCUCUCAGGUCCCCUCGCGCCAGCGCUCCUAGUCUCGCUCCCUAUCGUCCAGACCAUAUCGGUCCGGGGGAACGGGUUCGAAGGGGAGGUGCCGAAGGAAUUCGGGUAUGCGCAGCAGCUUUCGAGAUUGGAUUUGGGCGGGAACAGGCUGCAAGGGAGCAUUCCCGAGACGUUUGGGCAGAUGUGGAGUUUGACGUCUCUUAGGUUGGACUCGAAUCGGAUUGGAGGGACGAUUCCGUCAAGGCUGAAUACUCUGGCGCAGCUGCAGGUGCUGAUGCUGAACGGAAAUGAUUUGAUUCUCCCCCCUCCGCCUGCCUCGCCCUCCCCCCCUCCCCCCGUUCAACCUCCCCCUCCCCUUCCUUCUCCUCCUCCCCUUCUUCCCCCUCCUCUUCCGCCUUUCCCUUCCCCGCCUGUGCUUCUCCCAGCUCCCCCUUUCCCUCCCCCCAAGCCCCCCUCUCCCCCCCGGAAGCGCCCGCCCCCAUUUCCCCGCUUUCCUCCUCCGCAUCCGCCCCCUUCCCCCCCAACCUCCCCGUUCUUCCCCGAAAUCACCCCCCCAAGCCCCCCCAUUCCCCCCCCGCCCAAGCGCACUCACCCCCCAAGGCCCCCCCGCCACCCCCGCCCCCCUUGGCCUCCCCCCCAACCCGUCCCCCCACCCCGCCCCCCCAAACAUCCCCCUCUUCCACCCCGCAAGCCCCCCACUCCUCCACGCCCUCCCCCCAAACCGCCACUUGCCCUUCCGCCACUCGCCCCUUCCCCUGCCCCUGCCCCAAGCCCUUCCCCCGCUGUCUCCCCCUCCCCAAGCCCUUCCCCCUCGCCUGCACCAGCUCCCGCCCCUUCCUCCUCCCCCUCCCCUGCUCCCGCCUCCUCCCCCUCCCCUGCUCCCACCUCCUCCCCUUCCCCUGCUCCCACCCCCUCCCCAUCCCAUUCCCCUGCCCCUGCUCCUGCUCCCCUUCUACCUCCUCCUCUUGCUCCACCGCCCACUUCCCCCACUCCUACUCCCUCCCAAGCACCCGCUCCUCUCCCCACUCCUCUCCCUCCUCCUCCCACUCCUCCCUCCAACUCCCCACCACCACCAUCACCACCUCUCGACUCGUCUGGAAACUUAGAUGUAUCCUCUUCCCCUGCUCCUCCUCCCCCCACUACAAGCACCAACCCCUAUAGUAACAACAACCUGGCCUGGUGGCAGCUGCUGGCGUUAUGUGCUGCCUCGUUACUAGCAACUCUGCUCUUUGCAGCGCUCUUCACAUUCGGCUGUCCUUAUCUGUGCGGCAUGGCAGCCCGGGCGAAGCAUAGGUAUAAAGGGGUGCCUACUAACGAGGACGCGGCUCUGAAAGCAGAAGCUGAUGCAGCAGCUGCGGCGGCAGCAACGGGGGCAGCAGGCGGGGCAGGAGCAGGUGCUUAUAGUGGGCCAUACAGUAACGAGUAUGGAAUGGAGGGUACAGAGGGAGGAGGAGGAACGGGAGGAGAAGGAACAACAGGAGGAGGAGAGGGAGCAGCACUGGUAGGAGCAGCAGCAGCUGCAGGGGCAGUUGGUAUAGGCGCCGCUGCUGCUGCAACAGCAGCUGCCACGCGCUCAAAAUCAACAGAAGAAUCAAACGAGGAUGACUCUAACGAGGAUAUAGCCAUAGCUGCCAUCGCAGGAGCAGGAGCAGCAGGGGGAGCAGGGGCGGAGGGCAGCUCGUCGCUGGUAACCAUGUUUGACGGGCGGUCGGUGCGGGCAUCCGCGUUACUAGCAGCCACGGACGAGUUUGGUGCGAGCAAGAUGAUCACGCGGGGCCCGGGGCCCAGUGGCAGCACGGCUUUUGUGGCGGACAUGCUGGCGGAUGGUCCAAUGCUCGUGGCUAAGCUGCUGCCCACCGUAACAGAGCAAGGCGAGGACGGGGAGGAGUUCCCCGUUCCAAUGAACCUGAAUAUGGAGGUGAGAAUAAGUGUCUGGACUCGGAGUGGUUGGUGUGUCAGCGGGUGUUGGUGUUUCGGUGGAGAGGAGGUGAGUGCAGAAGGCAGGGGGCCGGGGCCGAGUGGCAGCACGGCGUUUGUGGCGGACAUGCUGGCGGAUGGUCCAAUGUUGGUGGCUAAGCUCCUGCCCACCGUCACGGAGCAAGGCGAGGAUGGGGAGGAGUUUCCUGUUCCCAUGAAUCUGAAUAUGGAGGAAAUGCACGCGCUGGCGGAGAUAGAUCACCCGAACGUGCUGCCGCUGCUGGGGUGCUGGGAGGACGAGAUCACCGGCAGGCGCAUGCUGCUGUACGAGCUCAUGCCCAAUGGGGACCUCAACGACUUCCUCUAUGAUGAGGAGCUUUCUGAAAACUCCCUCACAUGGGACGCCAGGAGAAGAGUCGCGUUGGGCAUAGCUCAGGGCGUGGCGCAUCUGCACACGCUCUCUCUCCCUCUCCCGCCUGGUUCCCAGCUCGCCCCCGACCCUCUCGUGCACGGGUCGCUGCACCCGGGGAACAUCCUGCUGGGGGAUGAUGGGGAGGCGCGGCUGACAGACACUGCUGGCGCUCGUAUCGCCUUUGAUUCUGACGAUGUGCACGUGGCUCCAGAAACGUUGGGAUACACGCCUCCUGUGGCCGGUGUCUGGGGUGGGACGGCCUUUGAUGACCCGCUCGUGCACGGGUCGCUGCACCCGGGGAACAUCCUGCUGGGGGAUGAUGGGGAGGCGAGGCUGACGGACACGGCUGGGGCGCGCAUCGCCUUUGACUCAAAUGAUGUGCAUGUGGCUCCUGAGACUCUGGGGUAUACUCCUCCUGGUGAGUGCCUGGUGCCUGGUCAGGGGGGUAAGACGUCCAUUGGAGAGGAGUGUGUGGUGCACGGGUCACUGCAACACGGGUUGCUGCACCCGGGAAACAUCCUGCUGGGGGACGACGGGGACGCGAGGCUGACAGACACGGCUGGGGCGCGCAUUGCCUUUGAUUCCGACGAUGUGCAUGUGGCUCCUGAGACGCUUGGGUACACCCCUCCUGGUGAGUGUCGACUAAAACUUGGGAAAGAGGUCACCUUUGGUGUGCAUGGGUCGCUGCACCCGGGGAACAUCCUGCUGGGCGACGAUGGGGAGGCGAGGCUGACAGACACUGCUGGCGCUCGUAUCGCCUUUGAUUCUGACGAUGUGCACGUGGCUCCUGAGACGCUGGGGUAUACGCCACCUGGCCCCACAACAGCCACCCCAGAGGGAGACGUGUUCAGCUUCGGAGUCGUUCUCUUAGAGCUUCUCACCGGCCGCCCUCCCCUAGAUCCGUGGUUCGCAGAGAACGAGCUGGGGGACGUGAUCGGGUGGGUCAACGUGUGCGUGGAGGAGGGGGCGGCGGGGGACGUGUUGGACCCGCGUGUGGCGGACAUAGCGGAGUGUGAGGGCGAGAUGCUGUAUCUCCUCCCACUGCAUGUCCCCAUGCACAGCCGUCCCGACGCCAUCCCUUCGUCGAGGCGCCAGGCGAAGCAUCAUCUUGAUGUUGCAAGAAUGGGCGAGGCGGCCUUCUUGCUCGCGUCUGCGCCCGCUGUCGCACCUGCCCCCGAGAUGCAGCAUCUUCUCGCGCACAUUACGCUACUCUUCCUCACCGCUCCCUGGUCUCAGCUUUCUCGCAGUCUCGACGCCGCAAAAUCCGUCGUCAUGACGAAGCUCUCCUCUCACGCGUUCGCAUCGUCGCUAGCACGUCAGGUCGCACGUUUCUUCGCGGCGUCAUCACACCCAGCAGAAGCGGCGACGGCGGGUGCGGCGGCGGGUGCCGCUGCGGCGGCAUCGCCGGUUCCCAAGCAGCAGACGUUACGCGCCACGGCGGCGACUUUUCACUGCAAAGAGCUCUUCGAGGGCUCCUCUGCAUGCAGCGGCGGCAGCGCGCGCUCGCUUCAUGGCCAAGCGGACGCGCGACUGCCGUCGCAACCAUCGCCGCCGUCGUUGCCGCUGGCGCCGGCGCCACAGCAGCAGCGGCAGCAGCCUUCGUUCACUCGCAGCAGCGCGACGAGCAGCCUCACCACCACGCGAGGCGUCGCCUCGGAUGCUGCGGCGCAGAAAACGGCGAGCGGGCCAGCGGCGGCGGCAGCGCCGUCGAAGGAGUGGCAUCUGGUGCCGCUGGGGUACCGCCCCGCGCACGCCGUGGCGCUGCAGGAGCGCAUCGAGGAGAUGUGGGAGUCGCGCGUCGGGCGGGAGGCGCGCCACGUGGGGCGGGAGGGAUUGGAGAGGAAGAAGAGCGGUGUGGGAGCGGAAAAGGGCAGCAAGGAGGAGGAGCGGCGCGAGCUGGAGGCGCUGAACUGGGCGUUCAGUCAGCUACCUGUGUCCGUGUUCCCGUGCCAGCAUAAAGUGCUCGAGGUGCCCUCCAACGCCCCUCUGUCGGACGCCCUGCGUCUACUCCAGCACGCUGGCCUCACAGCAGCGCCAGUCAGGGACGUGGCGGUGGGGGACGACGCCCCCUUGCAGCAGCGGUUCCUGGGCAUGGUGGACGGCGCGGGCAUCGUGCUGUGGGUCAUGGGGCAGGUGAGGCGUGAGGUAGCAUUUCUCUCGGCGACAGCACCACCCGUUGCGACCGUCGGCUCCGCUGAACCCCCUCCGUGGGUCGCCGACGGCACCACAUGCGCAGUGUCCAUGAUGGCCAGAGCAGGGGCGUGCUCGGGGCGUUUUGCUGCCUCAAAAUGGGCCAGGACGACAGCGAGGUCGGCAUGCUUGUCGGCGCGGCCGCCGGUGGCUAGCGCAGCACUCACUCCCUUCUCCGCCGCCACAUCGACCACAGAUGCACCUAGUCUCGAGAGUUCAUCCAUUGAGGUUAAGAUGGCAGCAGCAGCAGGAGGAGGGCUGGCAGGACUGGCGUUGGGAGGGCUGGGUGCAGCAGCACUGGAGAUGCUUCUCUUGAUCUCGAGCGUUCAUCCAUUGAGGUUAAGAUGGCAGCAGCAGCAGGAGGAGGGCUGGCGGGACUGGCGUUUGGAGGGCUGGGCGCCGCAGCACUGGGCGCGCCAGAUGUUGCCAUGUUGGCAGCCAUGUGGGCGGGAUCGAUGGCGGGAUCAAUGGCUGGCGGCGGAAGCACUGAAGGUGCUUCAUCUGAUGCUCAUUUCCGUCUCAUUCAAUACCUUUGGCAACCCCCCACCUUCUCCCUUCCCCCCUCUCCUCCCUCUCCACCUUUCCCCGUUUUUUCCCCAGCUCGACCGUUCAUCCAUAGAGGUUCGCAUGGCAGCAGCAGCAGGGGGAGGGCUGGCGGGACUGGCGUUUGGAGGGCUGGGCGCAGCAGCACUGGGCGCGCCAGAUGUUGCCAUGUUGGCAGCCAUGUGGGCGGGAUCAAUGGCUGGAGGGCUGCUGGGUGCCACGUCAGCAGAGGCGCCGGGGGAGGGGGAGGCGGGGGGAGGAAUGGAACGAUUGAGGGUGUCCGCAGGGGGCCUGGAUCGGCUGUUGCAGGGAAACAUGUUUCAAACUGCCAAGCUCCCCGUUCCCCUACGCCUCUCACAAGUCUCAGACCUAGAGGGUUCUUUCCGCUGGCGCUCCUUCCUGCCUCUCUCCUCCUCCGACUCUGUCCACUCACUCAUGCUCCUCCUCGCCAUGCCCCACCGCCCUCAAGUGCGCAUUCUCCUUACCCUCUGCUUGUCCCUUCCCCUGUCAACGCCUUCCCCACCUCACAGGUGUCAGACCUGGAGGGUUCUUUUCGUUGGCGCUCCUUCCUGCCUCUUUCCUCCUCCGAUUCUGUCCACUCCCUCAUGCUCGUUCCCUCACCCCCUUGUUCCCUCCACCCCUUCGCCUCCCCCACAGGUGUCAGAUCUGGUGGGUUCCUUCCUGCCCCUCUCCUCCUCCGACUCAAUCCUCUCCCUCAUGCUCCUCCUCACCAUGCCCCACCUCCCUCAAGUAUUGCCCAUUGUCACUCAGUCCUCUCUCUCUUUCACCUUCCCCUCUGCUUGUCCCUUCCCCCUUCAACACCAUGCCUCCCGCACAGCUGCAGCUUCGUCAGCAGGCUCGGGGCCAGCCCCGGUGCCGAGCCUGUCUGCUCUGGUGUCGCAGGCAGAUGUGGUGAAUUUCCUGGCGGAGUGUGACGGGCAGCCAUGGUUCGAAUGGGUGGCGGGGAGGAGUCUGCAAGACAUGGGGCUGCCAAGAAUGGGUGCAGAAUCGACUGUCAAGGUGAGACUGGUCAAGGCUCUUGAGUGUGAGAGGCAGCCGUGGUUUGAGUGGGUGGCGGGGAGGAGUCGUGGGGCUGCCAAGAAUGGGCGCAGAAUCGACUGUCAAGGGACGGAGAUGCAUGGGGCUGCUGAGGAAGACGGCAGAACCAGUGGUUCAGGUGAGGAAGAUAGAGUCGUGGCUUACGUGGAGGGAGAAGAGGCGUUUCAUGGCGCCAAGGAAGGGACGGCAAAGGAUGAGAAGGAUGAGAGUGGAGUAAGUGGUCACUUAGCAGAGAAGAAAGAUCCGGGAGAUGAGGGUGUUGUGGGUGAGUUGGUGCAUCCGGGAAAUGGGGGUGUCAUGUGUGAAUUGGUGCAUCUGGGAAAUGGGGGUGUCAUGUGUGAGUUGGUGCAUCUGGGAAAUGGGGGUGUCAUGUGUGAGUUGGUGCAUCUGGGAAAUGGGGGUGUCAUGUGUGAGUUGGUGCAUCUGGGAAAUGGGGGUGUCAUGUGUGAGUUGGUGCAUCUGGGAAAUGGGGGUGUCAUGUGUGAGUUGGUGCAUGCUAUGCAAGGUGUAAUGCGGCUUUGGGAAGGGGUGCUGAUGGUGAGACCAGCUGUGGGAAGGUGUGCUGAUGGUGAGACCCAGGUUAGGGAAGGGGUGGUGAUGCUGUGGGAAGGUGUGCUGAUGGUGAGACCAGCUGUGGGAAGGUGUGCUGAUGGUGAGACCCAGGUGGAGGAGUCGGACCCGGUAAUGGAGCCGUUCCGUCUGAUGCUGCAGCAUGACAUUGGUGGAGUGCCCGUGGUGGCGCCAGGGACCAAUCGCAUCACGGCAAACGUCAGCGCCAGGGACGUUCUGCAGCUACUGACGUCACCACACCUUGCAGAGCAACACCACCUCAAGCCGCUCACAGUGGCAGAUCUGGUGCACGAUGCACAGAGGCCGCAUCACGGCGCUGCUGACGUCAUCUGGCCAAUCAUGGUGCCGCCGGUGACGUGCCGCCCGUCCACGCCACUGCGCGAGGUGAUCCACACGUUCCGGGUGGCACGCGUGCACCGCAUCUACGUCACACGGGAAGAGGGUGAAGGAGGAGAGCUGUUGGGAGUAGUGACGCUGCGGGAUGCGAUUGGGAGGUUUCUGGUGCGGCAGGAGGAGGAGGGGGAGGGGGAGGAGGCAAGCAAAAAGCGGGAAGAGGAGCCGGUGCCAGCCAGCACUGAGGUUGGUUCCGAUGGUCUCAGCCUGUAG
Closterium sp. Naga37s-1 is the source of this 7827-nucleotide messenger RNA. The record is from the annotation of a GenBank genome assembly. Lineage: Eukaryota; Viridiplantae; Streptophyta; Zygnematophyceae; Desmidiales; Closteriaceae.